AUGCUGCACAGGGUGGAAGACGUCACGGCCUUGGCCGGAGGGUUUAGCACUGUUUUAUGGUUAGUGCUGAACGACUGCUUCGACUCUCAGACGUAUGAACCCGAUGUGAUGUGCCUUAAGUCCAGAGCGUUCAUCGCGCUGGACCGAAUGCUCACCAAACCCUGUGUCCCUGAGUUCCGUAAGUAGUAAGUUACUACGGACCGGCCCACUGGUCGAAGAGGCCGACAGUGUCGCCCUGGAAACCUGGAAGCGCUUGGACCAUAAGAACACCUUAUUGUUGGACGGAAUGCAGGCCGACCGGAUAGACGAGUUUGUGUCCACCAGGAAGAUCGUGUUGGAUGGAUCAGACGUACAUGAAGAUGAGUUUAUCGUGGAUGUAUGCGUAGGUUGUCAUAUAUGGUUCUCGACACUGACUGUGAUGUGCGAUGGGAUAUUAAUCGAGAGAAUUAGCCGAUUCAUUAAAGUAGGUAGUCGUGGUUCAUCCUCAAAAUAUCCCUCGUUCAAAAUAUCCUCGAUACAAAUAACUUACGUUAAUAUCCCCAGUAAUACUAUCCCUUAUUUCAUAUUUAUAUUUAUAUAUAAUUAUAUAUUCUAUUGAAAAUAUUAUAUGGAGUAAUAUAUAAUAUAUUAUAAUACGUGAGCAAUAUUUCUGGUAGAAAACGUCGUUCGUAUUUAUUUAAAAUAAUGAAAUCGUACUUUUUUCACACUUAAUUGUUUUUAUUUCGAAUACCACUUCAAUGAUCAAUAAAUAAUCUCUCUAAAGUACAAAUUAGAGAAAAUUUUCUUGCAGUAAAGAUGUUACACUUUUGAGCAAGAUUUAUAAAACCAUCAUUGUUCAUCAUUGUAAAACCAAUGUAUCGAGUUUCACUCAGAACCUAACCAGUAUAAAUAUAAAAAAAAUAGGGAUAAUAUUACUGGGGGAUAUUUGUAUCGGAGAUAUGUAUAUGUAUGGGAUAUUUUGAGAGUACACCGGCAGUCGUGGGUAUUUUUUUACGUUUACACAUUUCAUUAAAUAUUAUUUCCAAAUAAUUAAACAAUUUAAUGGGUUCGUUUAAUUGACAGGCGAAUUUAUUAAUAAAACUAACAAAUUACAUAGACAGUUAUGAAGUUAUGAAGCGGCUCAUUUCGUACUAUAUAUUCUCGUAGUUAAAACUAUUUUGACAUUAACAAAAUAAAAAUUACCAAAUUUUCUUAUUAAAGAGAUUUUGAUAAGAGCCGCUUCCAAUGUUUAUUCCAGACCUUCUAUCCCGAUGGGGGGGGGGGAAUUUUUAGUAAGUAUUCGUAAGUUUUCAAAGGAGUAUAAUAACAUAAGAGCAAAUAAUGGAGAGAAGUAUAAAAUAAAUUUCAAUUGCAUAUAAAACCAUUUUGUAGGUUUGGUUCACAUAAGAAUUGACUCAUUAGUAAUAGACAAUACAACCUAAAGAAAUUUAAAGGUCAUUUACAUUGAUAUUAUAUAGAUAUUUAAUUUAGAUAUCUAUGAAUAGAUAGAUUCAUUCUUUAAAAAAAACAAAUUUUAGUAAAUUGUUUAUAUUGAAAAAAAAAUCCUAUUGAAAUUUGAUAACAUUAUUAAUAACUAUUCUGCCUAAAUUAUAGAUUAUUAUUUAUUAUUAGGUUUAUUAAUAUUAUAGUUAUUAUUUAAUUAGUAAAAUAAACUAAAUUAAAUGAAUGUGGCGCUGCUUUUGACAUUAAUAUUUAUUUUAUUUUAUUAUUAGUUGACGUAUUAAGUUUUAAAUGUUUCCAGGUGGGGGUAAACAUUUUACUCCCGGGGGCAAUACCCCCGCCUUCCGGUUACCCCCUGAAAUAAAUGGUAGCCCCUGUAAGGUACAGUUUUAAAUUAAAUAACCUUAAGCCCUAAUGUAUCUUACUUUCCCAAAUUUUUUUGUUUGUACUUUUAUAUAGUAAUUAAUAAUUGCUAUAAAUACUAAUUAUAUUAUUGUGGUUUAUUUCGAUUUUACAAAGAACAGUCAAGUAAAAAACACAAAUUUAAUUUUGGUGCCUCAAAAUAAAUCUUUAUACAUGAGUUUCAGAAUUCAUAGUUGUACAAAUUGCGGUCUGUUCUAGGUAUAAAACAGAGGUAAAUUAUUGCAUCAUGCCAUGGGUGUUCACAUAGAGCAAAACGGAGUAUUUCUUCUUGAAAUAAAUGUUAGUUAUUAUAUUAUUUCUCUAUUGAAAUAACAUUUAACUUUUAUUUAGUACACAUUUGGGACAUUUUAUAUUUUAUAUUCUAUAAAAUUUAUAUAAGAAAUUAUAUAAGAAAGAAAAUAAAAUAAUAUAAUAAUAAUCAUAUUAUACAGUUACCAUAUCUACGUUUAUUGUUUUUAAGUAUAAAACUAUUGAUUUUACAUAAGCAAUUUUGCAUUUGACUAUAUUUGUUUACAUUUCUAUAUGGUUUUUAAAUAUUACGUGUUUAUAUGUUGUUAAGUAUAUCAUAGUAAUGGAUAAUCUUGAUUACCUGGGAGAAAUAGAAAUGCAAGUAGAAAAAAUUAAAAGCCAAAUUAUGAUCAAUAUAAUUGAGGGAAGACAUUAUUCUAAAAGUAAUCUAGACACAUACGUUGUAGUUGAAAUUCCAUCAUAUUUCACUGGUAAAACCAUAGUCAGAAAAACAUCAACUUCACCAUCGUAUUUUAAAGUAAGUACAUAAUAUUAUUGUAAUUUUUGAAUUUUAAUUAUGCAUGUUUUUUAAUAAUUAAAAAUAUCCUAGACAUUUAUAAUUGAUCUUCCAACAUUAUUGCUGAAUGAUUUAUUGAAUUUACGCAUAAUUAUUACCGUGAGUUAUUAAUCUAUUGCUUUAUGUUUAUUAAAAUAAAUUGUUUAUGAUAUGUAUUUUUAUAGGUAUAUGAGUCGCAUAAAACACAAUCAUUAUGGUCAAAAACUAUUCUUGGUAGUACUGUUAUAGAAAUAAAUACAAUUUGGUCAGAACAAAGUAAUUGGUUUUUGUUUAUAAUUAUUAUUUGUAAUACUUUUCAACAAGUUUUAUAAUAUACCUAUUAUAAUUUAGAUUCUGAUUUAAUGAGACAUGUAUUGGCUAGGGAUCUGUUUUAAUAUGGAUUUUUUUUGUUAUUAUGGUAAAAUAAUUAGUUAUGCAUCAAAAAUUGUCUUUAAUAAUAUUAUUGUUAAUAUUAAACCAACCUAUUUUCCCGUUCUCCCGGUUUUUUUCCAUUUACUGGGAAAACUCCUGGGAAAAUUAAAAAAAUAAUCUCUUUAUAGUACCUCCCCAGUUAAAUUUCCUUUUGGAAAAAGGGUUAACAUUUUGAAUCAGAGCAAAGAAGAAAAGUUGUUCACAGUAAAUUUGAUUCUCUAGAUUCAUUAAACAAAAAUAUUAAGUUUUUAAAUAUCUUUAGGUAGUAAAAAUUAAUGAUCAAUAUGUAUUUUUAUUUGAAACGACUUUUAUUAAAUUGUUUUUUAACAGACAAGCUGUUUCAUAAUAAAUGGUUAACUUUGAUUAAUCGUGAAAAAGACGACUUUGGUAUUAAAGGAUAUUUGAGAUGUGAUAUGAUUAUUUUUUAUGAAAGUAAAUCAAUUCAUAAUUUAAGCAUACCUAGACCUUUAAAAUCUACUAAUACAAACAUUGAAAUAGAUAAAAGGUUUGUACGUUUAUUAGAUAUAUUGUUAUGAAAUUGAAUAUUUAUAAGAUGUGUAUCUGUAAAAAUUAUAUAAUAAUAAUGAGUAUAUACUUGUGCAAUUAUUAUGGAAAACGUUUGCAGUAAUUUAUUGAUUCCGAGUGGAUUUAAAAUGACUCCAACUCAUCUGGCCAGAUAUUCUCUUAAUUUAUAUAAAAGUGAAAUCAUGCACCACUCAUUUAAUGGAAGCAAUAAUUUAUUGAUUGGUUUUGGUGAAUCACUUGAAGUAUUCAAUUAUUAUACAAUAUUAUACAGUAGGUGUACAAUUAAUUAUAGUUAAAUAUUUUUAUAUUAAAUAGUCGAAUAUUAUGUUGAAAAUAAGAGGACCAGAAAUAAAUUGGAAUACCGAACAUUCAACGAUAAAUUUGUAUCCUCCGCUAUGUCCUACAAUAACAAUUAAAUUCACUUUUUCUGGAAAGAUUAUCGCUAGAAGAACUCUAUCUAUACAUGAUUUUAGCAGAGAAGGUUGCAUAAACACUAGAUUAAUUUUAAAAUGUCAAUAUAAUGAUUGUUAGUAACCCUCUAAUACAUUUUAGACGAUCUUCCGAAUUUUGGUCCAACCUUCUUGCAUUUCAUGUCAUUAGAAACCCAGAAAUAUUUUGGCAGAUUAUUAAUAUCUAUUAAAACGGAAUUACUACAACCAGAAAUUGAAAACAUCAAAAGUUACCAAAUUGAACAUAUAGAAUCAAUUUCUGACAAGGUAAAAGAGUUAAAAAUAAAAGUAGCAUUCGUAUCAUAAUUUUUGAAAUAGUGGCAUUUAUACUUAUUCUGUAUCACAAUAAUUUUUUGUUAUUAUUACCUAUAUUAUCCAUGUUAUUAAAGUAUUAAAAAAAAAAAAUAUUCAAAUAAAAAAAAAUGUUAAUACUUUGUUUGUAUUUUAAUAUUUUGAUUACUUUUAAGAAAAAAAUAUUUGAAUUCAUACCUCUUCUGAAUGUUUUAUAUAUUUUUAUUUUUUAUUCACUAAAUGAAAUAAUUUUCUUCUGAAACCGAUAAUAAUUUUAAAUUUGUUAUCUAAAUCUUAUAUUGUAGAUUUUUACGGUUAAAUAGGGAAUUAUGAACAAAGUAUUUAGUUUUAAUUUUAAUAUAAGUUUAAAAAUCGACCUUUUAACGAAGUAAUAUUUGAUUAGUUAUAUUAAUCAGUAAUCAGUUUAUUUAAUUAUUUAUUGAGUCAUAAAACGUUAAUUUUAAGACUGUUAUUCUAAAACUGAUACAAAUUAGUUGAAACAUAUUUUUAAAAUAUUUAAAUAAAUAAUUUUCUGAAAUUUAUUUUUUAAGUUAUUCGAAACGUACCAUCCUAAACCUCAGAAGGAAAUUACUGUAUUAUUUACUAGACAAUUACUCUAAACUCAAUCUUAAAAUCAAACUACUAAUUUAUAUGUAACUUCUCAUGCCUAUCUGGAUUUAGGACAUCUAGCUAUGGGGUGCGGUCAAAUUGUCAAAUUUAAACAGAUACAAAGAUUCCAAUCGAUCACCUUUCUUAUGUUAACUAAGGCCCCCUUUCUAAGUAUCCAACCAUAUACUUCACACAGACCUAAACGUCAAAACUGUUCCAGAAAUGUCCACAAUUAUAUGUAACCAUUAUCGUUUUCGUCUAGAAAACCACCCUUACCCACAAUUUAAGCACUUGACUCAAACUCAAUAUCAGGUAAUCCCCAAAAGAGACUUAAGAGAAAAUGGUGUAGUGACCUAAACUUUUAAUCUAAAUUUAAAUUAAUAAAAAAAAAAAUAUACAUAAUAUAACAUUUUAAAUCAAUAUGAACUGUAGCUGAUGGGUUACUCAUUUUAUCUAGUAACUUAUGUUAAUAAUUAUUAUAAUGUUCUUAAUGAAAAUUAGUUUACAUAUUGUUAUUUGAAUAUGUAUUCUGAAUAUUUUUUUAAUCAUUUAUUUGAAUAAAUAUUUCAUGUACAAUAUAAAAGUAAUCUUUAAUAAACUGUUUAAUAGAUUUAUUAUUAAAAAUAAAACAAGACAAUGAGUUCACAAACUGAACAUGAUAGGUUACUUCCUAUCUAGCGUUGCCUUGUUAAUCUAUUCUUCAUCACAAAAUCAUGUACUGAAAUGUGUAUGAUCAUAUGCUGUAUUGUACUACUAAUGUAUAAUGAAUAAAUUAUAUAAUUGAAUUUAAAAAUAAAUUCAGGAUUUAUUUAUUGUCGAACAGCUGUUUUGUAAAUAGUAAAUUCCAUUUUUGUUUCAUGUGUUUCAGGAAUUUAUGUACUUUAAAAUAAUUAUAUUUGGCCUAAUAUUCCGUGUGAAUCAAAUUCCGAAAGAGUUGAUAAAAUCAAAAAAAAUGUCAAUAUCAUUAGAUUAUGAAAAAUAUAAUUUUGCUUCGGAAUAUGAAACCAAUUUAGGUGAGUUAUAAAUCUUAUGAUUUUAUUAUUUAUGAUAAUUUUAUUUAAAAAUGUUUUUCGUUGUUUAUUAAAUUUAGGCUAAGUUUAUACAUUUACAUUACAUAAGUUAACCAUGGGAGAAUAUCCUUCCCCCAUGCAAAAAAAAGUAUUCAAAUUUGUCUUAUAAUUAAAUUUUUAUUAGAGAUGGAUGUUCAAAUCUGGGUACCUACCUACUUACCACCUACUGUAAUGUAUUAUAAGUCCUUAGUAAAUAAAUGCCAAAGACUGUGCUGGAGGUAAGAGUUUAUGCAAGUACAAUCAGAUAAGCAUAAAUGCAUAAAAGGAUUAAAAACUAAGAAUAAUAUAGGUACAAUGUGUUAAAUUACACAAUGUGUCAAAAUACUAAGUUAAGUUAAAAGUAGAUAACCUAAUAGUUAUAGAAAUUAUUAAAAAAGCGAUACAUUUAAUUAUUUAAUUUUUAAUUUGUGAACAACUUUUCUACCAAAAUUUUGUAUCGAUUUUCAAGUGUAUACUUUUUCUGAAAGCAAAUUUUAUCUGAGUUGCAACUUAAGGUAAUUUUUGAUUUUCCCAACAGUUUUCAUAAUAGUUUAAAAAACCGUAGAGAAAACGGGAAAGUUUACCUACAUGUUUAAAAGAAAUUUCGCUCUAAAUCGUUUUUUGUUCGCAAUGGUUAAUCGUUGCGUACAGAUUUAAAUUUAAUUUAAAAUGUAGGAUAACCUUCCUAACUUUUUACUUACAACAGUGGCCUACUCAUCACGUCUCUCUUUUUAUUCAAUUUUUUUCUCAUUGUUAGGUUAAGUUUUAAUUUUGUUACAAACAAAAACAUAUUGUUGAAUGUUUAUAGAAAAUUCUAUUAGUCGUGUGUAUCAUACAUCAGAAGUUAUAAUAUUAAAGUUAAAAAAUAAAAAUUGUAAUGAAUAAUGUAUAAUAUUUAAUAUUAUAAAGAGAAAAUAUUUGUUGGUGUAUUUGUAAUGGAUAACCUCAUAAACUACUUAACCGAUUUUAAAACCUCUUUAAACUGUGAAAAGCUACAUGAUCAGCGAGUAACAUGGGCUAUAUUUUCUUUUUAAAAAAAGUUAGAGGUCCUUACGGAAAUAAUGUAACCCAAGAUAUCAAAAAUAACGAUCGAAUAAUGUAUUACAUGUUAAUAAUGAGACUCGGUGGCACCGAAAAUAUAAAAUAUUGUAUUAUUACAAUUAAUAUGAGGAGCAGUAAACAUAAUAUUACAAAUAAUCAAUAACUAAUACAUAUUCCUUGACUGCUGCAGUCGUAGCAUUACUGUGCGAUUGAAUUAGUAAAAGCAGAUAAAUAUUUACGAUAAAUAAUUAUUAGUACGAAAACAUACACACCGUUUUAUUAUUAUUUAACUAUUUUUAGUUAUAUCCGAGGUUAUAUUUUGUAAUAAAAUAAUAAUAUAAUUUUGUAUAAAUUUAGAAGAUAAAAAAUAUUUUGCUAAUCAAACGAAAAACAAUGAUCAUAUUAUAUAAAUAUUGAAAAGACAUACAUUAUGUAUGUACAGACGUACAUACUUCGCAUAUGGGUGGGCCACUGUUAAAGGUGAGAAGUUAGGAAGGUAGGAUCAGAAAAGGAAUUGAAUGUAUAUCUGUACGCAACGAUUGAUUAUUUCUAACAAAAAAUAGUUCUGAGCAGAGUUCAGUUAUAUAUAUUUUGAAAAGAUUUUCGUCAAAAUUUUAUAUUAAAAUUCUUAUAAAAAAAAGAACGGGCAUACGUGCACGUGGGAGCUGCCACUAUUGUAGGUGAGAAUUUGGGAAGAUAGGAUAUAGAUGGGAGUUUAAUGAAUAUCUGUAAGCAACGAUAAACCAUUGCUAACGAAUAAACGAUUCUGAGAGGAGUUCAGUUGAUAAUGUUGCUUUGUCAACAAUAUAUAUAUGUUACGAGCAGUAUAGAAAAUCGGGUGUUUUAUAAAAUAUUCGGGCAAUAUAUAAAAUACCAAUGUAACCGGUCAUUGUAGAAAUUAUCACACUUGGUCCGGGCAUUCUUUACAAAAACCUUAAUCUUGAAAGCAAUAUAAACACGUGCAAUAUUUUGUGUUUUAUGUAAAGAUUUUAACUAUAAACUAGAAAAACAAAAUUAUUAUACAAAUUUAAAUUAUAAUUAUUAAUUAAACAUUUUUAUAAAAAAGAAAGGUUUUACAUAACAUAGAUUACUACCAUGGCAUUUUGAUGUAACUUUUUAAUGUAGUGGCAAUAUAAUUAAGAGCUUUUUCUAAGUCUUCUUCAUUUUUUAAACGGCAAAUUAUAUUAUCCGGUAAAAUUAUACUUUUUAGCUGGCAUACUAAAUAUGGCUUCAUAAGGCGAACAUUUUAUUUACUUGUGCCAUCUAUGGUUCUUUAUAAACGGCACAAACUUUAUUACUUCCUUCCAUUUUUUGGUAUAAUAAAGUAAAAUAUUAUAUUACCUAACUGACUUAUAUAUUAUUCAAAAAUAACUUUAGUUAAUGCAUUAUCUUUAUUACUUUUAUAAUUGAUAUUGAAUCAAAAAUAUGAGAAUUUUCGUCCAAUGAAUUUGAAUCUUUAUUACCUCGAUAGUUCGAUCAGGCAGUUAUAUUGGUAAUUUAGUAUCAUAUUGGUAAUUUUAGUAAACACAAAAUAUUAUGACAAUAAUAUAUUUAAGUUCAUAUUGCCUAAAUAGAUAGGCCAUUCUAUAUAAUGCCCAGGCAUUAUAGACAAUUCUUGAACAAUUUAGAAAUUGCUCAAAAAUGCUGGUACAAUGUAUAUAAUGUCCCAAUAUCUACAUGGACAAUAACAUAUAUAUGUUAUAUUAUGGUGAAAUGAUUAACAACAAUAUGUAUUUUUAUGACAAAAACGAUUGUUUAAAAAAGAAUAUUAAUUCAAUUAAAAUAAUAAAAAUUUAAUAAUUAAAAAGGACGGACAUACUUUACACGUAGGUGCAGCCACUGUUGUAGGUGGGAAUUUGGUAAGAUAGGACACAGACGGAAAUGUAUGUAUAUCUGUGAGCAACGAUAAACCAUUGAUAACGAAAAAAACGAAUCUGAGCGGAGUUCAAUUAAUAGUGUUGCUUUUCAACAAUACAAUAUAUGUUAUACAUCAUAUUAUGGUAAAAUAAUUACAACAAUGUGCGUUUCAAUGACAAUAACGAUUGUAUAAAAAAGGUUAAAAUAAUAAAAACUUAAUAAUAACAAACAAAUAAAUAAAAACGGCUGCCAAUGAUAACCUUGUUUUUAAUCUUUCAAUCUUUUAUCUUUUUUAACCUAAACACCGAGGUUUUCCUAAUUAUCUCCAAUAUUAAUGAUAAUUUCAAAAUUACCUUUCUAAAGUACCACAAGUAGAAUAUUUUCUUUCAGAAAAGAUUCUAUACUUGAUAAUAGAAGUGAGCUUUCUGGUAGAAAAAGUGUUCAAUUAAAAAAAAAACAUUUUUGUAAAACCAAUACAUUCUUCGCUAAACUCAGAAUCUAAAAAAAAAUACUUCAUUAAAUUCAAAUUCUUUUUGUUGGCUUCUAUGUACAAUUUAUAAUGAACUUCCUGUUAAAUUUUCAAGUAUUUCUAUUUGGUCUACCAAUUGUAUUCACGGAGUAACCUACCGAAUGAAAACUACGUAAAAUAAAAAAAUCUAUGAAUACUUCGCAAAUGGAAUAAAUAUUUUGAAAAUUUGACUGCGUCUAAAAAAAUUAAAUACUACACAACGUUGAACCUAACUUGUAUAGCUUUGUGAAAAAUUAAAACAUUUAAAAUUUUAAUUCGAAUAUCACUACAUAAUAUAAUUAAUUACUUAUGUGUUACUUAUAUUAUCUAUCAUUGCACGAAAUGUUAAUGAGUACAAAAAUAAAUAAACGACAUCGAAAAUCAUACUAAGAAAUAUAAAUUAUUUUGGUAAAUUAAUUAAAAUUAACACACAUAAUAAAUAAAUAUAAGUAAAGAAGCUGAUUCUAGGGACGAGUGUUAUUGGUGGGGGUAGUUAGAAAGAUGGGAUACAUAAAGUUAUUUUAUUUAUACUUGUAGUCAACGAUAAACCAUUACUAACGAGAAACGAUUUGGAAAGAAGUUCGAUUAUACAUGUUUUGAAAGGCCGUAUUAUUUACGAUUUUCGUCAAAGUAUGAUUUUAAUACUCUUAUAAAAAAAAAAUAAUAAUAAUACAUUUUAUCCAAUUUAUUCAUCCAAUUUUUUUAACCACCACUAUGUUUGACUUAUAAUAGAUCUCCUAACAUAUUGUCAAGUAUUCACAUACAAAAAAAAAUAAUAAUUAUAAUCAUAUAAAAACACACAUCAUAGUAAAAUCAAUAGGUUUCUCGUUAUGUUCAGAAUCGAAAAAUAAACAUCAUUGUAAAACCAAUAUAUUCCUGUUUAUGUCAAUUGUCAGUUUCGGUUUCUAAUAAUUAUGUACAGAAUUUCUAUGCUAAUUAAAAAUUAAAGUACCUACCUAUUUAUACAUUAAAUAUUAAAUAAUGAGAAAAUUUAAUCAUGAAUCUGUAAAUAAUAUAAUUUGUGAAAAUAAUAUUUUAUAGUUUUUGAAUUUGGUAGAUGGUGUGAGGAGCUAUGACCCCACAAUUUAGGUUUAAUACCUCGUAGAGGUUGAUGAGCACUAAUUAAUAUUUAUUGUCACACAUACAAAAAAUUAUUUCGGCGUCACUGGACUACUGUUUAUUCAUGAGUUACUUUGAUGAUAUGGAUAACAAUAAACUAUUAUUAUUAUUACUAUAUUAUUUACACUCUUCUCUCAGAAAAAUUUGAUCUUUUGGUAAAUCACUACAAGAUAUUGCAUUGCAAUAGCUAAGAAAGGAUUUAUUCAAAAUUUAACCAAAAUUAAAAAACAAUGGUUAACUGUAGUGAUACGGACGGGGGUGAAAACAGGAAGUCAUGAAGAAAGAAAUUUUUGUUGUUUAAUUUCUUUUUUUCUUUAUUACAGAUAAAAAUAUAUAGCUUAUACGUUAAAACCUUUAAUUUUUAUAUAGCUGUUAGAGGAAAUUUCUUUAACUUAGUAAUAAUAAACAUAGUUUUCCAUAGAUGGAAUGGGGGGCUGGUCAAACGUACGUAAUUAAAUAUCUUAGUCUUUUAGUUGCAUUUAUCGCAUACGUAAAAUUGUGAGGUCUUAUAUUCCCUGGCACAAAGGGGUGCCAGAUUACAUACUUUACACUAUACCGGGUAAUAUGAGUAUAUGAGUUGACUAAAUGGGUCAUUUAAAACUAAUAAAAAAUAAUUGAUUCAUGUCUGAAUAUCUAAAUUUGUCAGUAGAGAUAACAUAUAUUCAGAAAUGUUUCGAAACAGUUCCUCUGUAGAAAUAGUCCAUUAAAAAAACUGUAAACACUAAUAUAUAUAUUUUCCAAAUAUUUUAAUAAAGAAUUAUACAAAUAAUUAAUUUUGUUUUUUUGUUACAUUAUCAAAUAAUUGUUUAGAAAGUAUUCACAUACAAACACCGGAAUACAAAGGAAUUAACGUAGAUAAAAAUUAUUAUAAGUUACUAAUCGAAGAAGAUACAAAACCUUGUCUAUUUUUAGUUACACAAUUACCAGGCAUUGAAUAUUACGCUAUGUUUGCUAUGAAUCUAUUAUCUAAAACUAUUUAUAACAUGGUAGCAUACUUUUAUUAAUUACAUUGUGUUGAAUUAAUAAUUAAUUGGUUCACAUAUUAACAGGAAAUAUCUAUUUUUACAACCCUAAAAAUUUUAAACUCCCAAAAAUCCAAUAUUAAUAAAAUAGAAAUUGUCCGUGCAAUGUUAAAUCAACUAUCUUCAUAUCAUCAACGAUUUAAACAUUUAUGUCACGAUAAUAAAAAGAUACAAACAUGCAUCCAUAAGUCAUGCAUCAAUAUUAUGGUAGGUAUCUAUUUGAUUUUUCAAUUAAUUAAUUAAAUUAAAUUAAUAUAAAAUUGUUCACACAGUUGUAUCAAAUUUAUUUAUAUGUAAUGUGAAAUUAUUAUAAAUAUGUUUAUGUUUGCAGAAACUGUUUAAUCAAUUUUGUUUCGAAGAAUUAAAAAGAACUGCAUCUCUCAUUUAUAGUGAAUCUGAAAUUUUAACUUUGAUGAACAAAAUCAGAGAUAUGUUUAAAGAAUUGUCGGUAUUACAUAAAAACAUGGUAAAUAUUUUUGGUUAUAAGUUUAAUUAUAUGUGAGUGUAGUAAUUUUAUGUUAGGAAAUAAUUUAAUAUCAUAAGUUAUGUACUACUAACAGUACUAACACUACAUACUAUUACAUAAGUUGAGACGUCCCUGUUCGGUCAGCCUUAUUUUAAGAACCGUCCCGAGCGCCCAGCUGACUACCUGCCUAGGAGCAAGGUUGUCAACCAAGAACCGAGGUCCGAAGACCAGAGACCUAGGAUUUUUGUUAGGGGAAAAGGGGAAAAUUAUAUUCAUCUAAAUAAAUAAACAAAUUUUUUUUAUGGGGAGAAUAAAGAAUUAUUUUAUUGAAUCAUUAAUCAUGGAAUAAAAGUAAAGUUACGUUGAUAUGACAGAAAAGCCCAUAGACAUAAAAACUGUCAAAUAAGAGAAGGUGAAUAAUAGGUACGAUUUUACAUAGGUGUAUAUAUAUAUACAUAGAAUUAUACACAUAUAUUAAAAACAUAUAUUUUAAAUACAGAUAUUUAUAUAUAGAGAGUAACCGGAGUAACCAUCAAUCAGUCCCAAAACUUGUCGUCCGGACCGAAUAUUGAUGCAAUGGGAGCGUGCAAGCUGGGAUUUAUUACUACUUGUUAA
Messenger RNA from Cinara cedri, 12630 nucleotides. NCBI's taxonomy places the organism in Eukaryota, Metazoa, Arthropoda, Insecta, Hemiptera, Aphididae. The record is from the annotation of a GenBank genome assembly.